Messenger RNA from Corticium candelabrum, 1108 nucleotides. Its product is annotated as microtubule-associated protein RP/EB family member 1-like. Gene Ontology annotation, biological process: spindle assembly; protein localization to microtubule; regulation of microtubule polymerization or depolymerization. The transcript has 7 exons. Gene Ontology annotation, molecular function: microtubule plus-end binding. Gene Ontology annotation, cellular component: cytoplasmic microtubule; microtubule plus-end; spindle midzone. NCBI's taxonomy places the organism in Eukaryota, Metazoa, Porifera, Homoscleromorpha, Homosclerophorida, Plakinidae. The coding region runs from base 35 to 865 and encodes 276 amino acids. The record is from RefSeq and is a predicted model, not a curated record.
UUGUCUGGUAGCGGUGUUCGCAUUUCCGUUGGCGAUGACUGCUGUCAACGUCUAUUUUACGGCGUCGUCUAUGGCUGGAGAAAAGCAGCUUAGCCGUCAUGAACUUCUUCAAUGGGUAAAUGAUUCUCUCCAAUUGAGCUACACAAAGAUCGAGCAAUUGUGUGCAGGUGCUGCAUACUGUCAAUUCAUGGAUCUGCUUUUUAAAGGUUCAGUUCCAAUGAAGCGGGUAAAAUUUGAUGUGAAACAAGAGUUCGAGUACAUUGCCAAUUUCAAAAUUCUACAAAAUGCAUUUAAGAAGAAAGGAGUAGACAAGAUCAUACCAAUUGAUAGACUUGUUAAAGGACGGUUUCAAGACAAUUUUGAGUUUUUGCAAUGGUUCAAGCGUUUCUAUGAUGCCAACUAUGCAGGAAUGGAGAACUACCAUCCAGCUGAAGUGAGAGCAGAGGUCGGAAGUGCUGUUGCUAGAAAACCGCCUCUUAACAGUUCUGGUGCAGGUAAGAAACCGGUCAGCCAUUCCCAGGUGCCUGCUGGUGGAAGGAAGCCAGUAGGAGGUGUACGUUCUGUGGGGAGUUCAAGGAGCGACGUCCAUAUAGACAAACAACAAUAUGAAUCAGAGAUAAGAGAGAGGGAUGAAACUAUUCAGGCUUUGGAAAAAGAAAGAGACUUUUACUUUGGGAAGCUUCGUGAAGUGGAGAUGUUGUGUCAGGAGCAGGAAGAAGAUGGCAAAAUUGAGACAGUAAAAGUUCUCGAAGUCCUAUAUGCUACAGAGGAUGGAUUUGAAGCGCCACCCCCUGGAGAAGAGUUGGUAGCUAAUGAACAGAUGCCUAACGAUGGGUAUGAUGAGCCAGAGCAAGAUGAAUAUUAGCUAUUGGUUCUGUGUUGUUAUAAAAGUACAUGCAGUCAAUGCGUUGUAGUUUGCAACUGAACACAGUAUGUAUGUGUGCGUUAGGUACGUUUAUACUAAAAUGUUAGUGUAUUUGUGUAGAUGAACGUUGAUAAUGGAAAGCGCUAGGGAAAUCCUUGUAGUCUACGUUCAACGGUUGCUGGCUUAGCACACGCACUGAUCGAGUCUGAGUCUUGGCUAGGAAGGCAAUAAAAUUGGAUGUCU